CUUUGACGUUUGAACUUUGAUCUCAAUAUUGUUAUAGUUUUCUAGUGACAAAGUAGGUAGGAGUAAACUUAUUCAUCAAUGCAGACAUUGGAGACUCCAGCUCUCAAAAUAUAAGGAAACAAUAUUUAAAGGCAAUAGUUGUAUUACUUGUCAGUCUAUGAACAACUCAUGGGAUGAAAUAUAUCCAAGACUUAGAUUACUUAGACUUAGAACUUAGAAGUUGUUUAUUCAGAGUUGGAUUAAAAUUAAAUGUUACAAUUACAAUUUACAUGUAAUGUAGUCAUGUAGUCAUCAUGUAGUUAAGUUUGGCAAUUAAGUCGAAUGUAUCCCUAAAUCGAUCCCUAUGCUGCAUGCCUAACCUGAGCCCUAAAUCGAUCCUUAUUCACUAUGCCCCUAUGCCUAACCUGAACCCUAAAUCGAUCCCUAAACUUAACCUAAACCCUAAUUCACGGCAACUAUAAUUUUAAAGACACAAAAGACGCCGUGGCAGCCGUCCUCGGUUUUAGCCAAAUUAUCAUAACAUUCAGAUGAUCAGUCAACUCCUGCAAAGUUCAUUAAUAUUACGGAUCCCUUAAUUAAUAUUAAUGAGCAGUGUUUCUCGGUCACGAAAGCAUAAACACCUGGUCACAUAUAAUAACAGUUCUCAAAAACUGGCUAGGUGUUUAUUUUAGGGUUUUGUUUAUUUUUUCCCCACAAAUCCUAAAAAUAAGAGGGUAGUCUAUCGUUUUUUGUUUUGUUUUUUUUUUUGUUGUUGUUGUUGUUUUCUUUGAAAUCUUUUGUUUUCCUUUAAAUAUUAAAUAACAAUAACAAACAAUUUGGGGAACACUGAAGGAAAUAAUUGAAACACAGUAUGGGAAUGGGACAACUUGAAAAAAGGAAUAUAUAAAUGUUGUCAAUGUGACAAUAGACUACAGUAUAUUUUCUAUCAUAUUGGGAUGUAAUAUAGUUGAAUUUAAUUUCCAUCUUCUUUUUUAUUCUCUUCUAGAAUUCAAUAUGUUGAAAGCAGUCAUCUUAUUUGGUGUGUUUGUGCUGUUGAGUGUUUUGGUCAGUAGAACAGUUUAUUUCUCUCAAAAAAGUUCUCCAGUUAUGGAAUGCAAGACCACUGAUGCUGACUUUAUUGUGCUAUCUAAUCUGAGACUCAAUAGGUUUCAAACAGCUUUGCAGUUUCAGACUAUAAGUAAAAGUGCUGAAGAUUACAACAGAGAAGCGCUGCAAAAUUUUGGAGAUUUCAUUGUUAAAAGUGAGUUGGAAAAUAUGACAUUAGUCAAUGUUAGACACAGCAAAGGGCAAUAAAAAAUGGGGAGUCAAUGGAUGCCUCAGGCAUCAAAAUCAAUGCCGCCUAAAAAAAUUAUUUUUCAAUCAAAAUGUGUAUGAAUACUUAUUUGGGAAUGGGGCACCAAAAAGCAGUGCUUUGCCCCAGGUGCAACUUUUGCAUGCCACAUCAAUGGUUACAGCUUUCAUUAUGAAACAGAUUUAAUGAUUAUAUAGAUUAUGUGAGCUUUCAUGGUAAGCUUAACAGUUUAUUUCAACAAUGCACCCUGCAGUUUAAGUUUCCAUUUUCUUCUUAUAAUAUCAAUGAUGCUGAGGACGAUCUAUCAGCCAAUAUAACUGAUAUUAAGUUAAAUAAAAUGUUGUCAUUCAUAUUUUUAAAUAUACUUUAAUUUUUUACAAUUUCAGGCAAUCAGCAGAUAUGUUGUUUUUCAUCUUAUUAAAUUUCUUUAGUUUUAAUAGACAACUUUUUUUUAUCAUUAUUAUUUUAAUUUUUUUCUUUCUUUCUUUUUUUUUAAAAUCAGACUUUCCACAUCUGCACAAUUCCUCAUUGGUAGAAUUGGAAUAUGUAGGCAAUUACAGCUUACUAUAUGGUGUCAAGGGCAGUAAUCCACAACUGAAGCCUUAUCUCCUCAUGAGCCAUCUUGAUGUUGUGCCAGCCACCAACCUUGAAGAAUGGGAUGCCCCUCCAUUUUCUGGAGAUAUUUUAAAUGACCACAUAUAUGGUCGUGGCUCAAUAGAUGUGAAGCAGUGUGUCAUGGUAAAUAACUUAUUUGCAAUGACAUGGAUAUGGCCAUCACUUAAACUUUUCUAUAUUCACUCUCAUGGGCUUGAAUUUAUGAACAUCACCAAUCUUUCAAACAUUCAACAACAUUAAAAUUCAUGGGAGAUUUCAUGAUCUGUUUAAUCUUAGGUUUAAAAGCUCUUACUUACACAUAUCAAGUUAACUAUUACGCAUCCAUUCUUGACCUGGAUAAAAAGAUGUAAUUUAGAGCCUUUAGCCUUGUUAGUCAAUUUUUACAAUUUUCUUUCAAAUUCUGUUCCACAAAUUUUUUUUUAAUCUGUCAAUUUAUUAAUUUUUUUAGUGGAAAAAUUUGAUGUAAAUACUUUAAAUUUAGGGGAUUCUUGAAGCUGUAGAAUUUCUCCUCUCUACUGGGAUUCAACCGAAACGAUCUUUCUACAUAGCAUUUGGUCAUGAUGAGGAGGUAUGGUUUUUCUCAUACUUUAUUUUCUCUGCAAAUUUAUUAAUAUCAAAACAGUUUUUUUUUAAUUGAACCUGAUUUAUACUGACAGCUGUAAGACUAAAGCUAUUUUUGUGUAGACAGCCUACUUCAAACCCAAUUUGGCUGCUGUAGACCUGGUUACUGUUAUGAUUUUGGCAUACAAUGUACGAUUUUGAGAUGUCUUUUAAAAUUGUAUGCAGAGACCCUUCAAAACUACAAGUUUAAGAGUUUAAAAAAAUAUAAAAAAAUGUUAAGGACUUGUAUGUAUUUUUUUAUUGCAUGUUGUUUGGAGAGUAUUUGGGUAGAUGUUGCUAUUAAAUGCUUGUAUUUUGUGAACUAUUUUGUGUGAGGGGAAAUGGCUGUUAUUGUUAUAUGUUGUGAGUGAGUAAUGGCAGCAGUUGACAAUGUAGUUUAGUUGUGCGGUUAAUAGAGAUACUUUAUUCUAUGAAUCGAUGGUUUGUUUAAUGAUUGUAACCCUAGACAAUAAUGCUAUAGAACCUAGUAAGAUUGGUUUUGUAAAAACACGUUAUAUGAUAUACAUUAUAUUCAUGGAUUGCACUUUAUAUUAUUGUAGCUUCCUGUUUAAAUCAAUUUCUAAGAAAUUAGUGUUAUUUUUUUGUUAAUUGCAGGUUCAAGGAAAUAGUGGGGCAAAAAUGAUAUCAAAGAGACUAAAAGAGAAAGGAGUUCAUACAUUAGAGUUUAUUUCUGAUGAAGGUCUGCCUUUAACAGAAGGUAUUAUCCCAGGAAUAGGGAAGGCUGUGGCAAGGCAAGUUUCAAUGUUAAUUUUGAAAUAAUUAGGGUCUCAUUUUUAUACUUUUGUGUUUAUGAUAUUGCAAUUAGUGCCUUCAAUUAUUUAAACAGAUAAAUACAAAUUUACAAAAGAGAAAUAUUCAAAUCUAGUUGUGACGAUCAUAUGUCCCACUGCAAACAACUGAUUUCAAGAUUCAGUUACAGAUGUUUGCUACUAAGCAUGCCUACAUUCUUGAAUGCUACUAAACAUGCCUACAUUCUUUCAUAUUUUCAAGUUUAUAUUUUAAAUCUUUACCAUUAUGACUCUGCAAAGUUUGUGUUCUUGUGAUUUUAUUUAGUAUUAUAAAUUAUAUUGCCAAACGGUGAAAUUUAUCCUUAUGUUGUGAUGUAGUGUUGGUGUGAGUGAGAAAGGUCAAGUCUUACUCAGGUUGUCUGUACAAGAUGCUCCUGGACACUCGUCAAUGCCGCCAAAGGAGUCCACAAUUGGCAUACUUGCUAAAGCUAUACACAAGUGAGUGGCUUGGUAACAAACAUCAAAUGUGUAAUUACAAACAAUGUCAUGACCAACUAGAAAAGGUAUUUUAAACACAGGGCACCAUUUUUUUUAGCCAUUUGAAUGAUUUCAGUCAUUUUUCAAUAUUUAGAUUAAUUACACACAAUUUAUGUAAAUAAAACUUAUGUAUUCAGCUUUAAUGAUGAUUAUACAAAAUACAAAUUUAGACUUUUCGGCAAAUGCCUUCAUCAAUAAAAAAGAAAUUUUUUAAAAUAAAAUAACAAUAAGAUAGAAAAAUUAUUUCUUUUUGCAAAACAAAUACAUUACAAUAAUGCAGAACAUUUCAAGGGACAAAUAAAAUAUAUGUCUAAGCAUAAUGUUCAUAAAUCUACAAAAAAAAUUCCAUUAACAAAGUUUUAAACAAAAGAAUAUACUUAAUUAUAUCAAUUUAUUAUUUUUUAAAAUUAUCAUUUUGCAUCAGUUAUUAUUUACAUUUAAAAAAUGUUUUAGUUAUUUUGACCCCCUCAGGUAACUAAAUAUACCCUCUUCAAAAGUUUGAGUUGAAUUGAUUUUGAGAGAGUCAUAAAAGAUCAAAUGAAUUUAAAUAAGUUGAAGUAACAGCAAAUACUUUUCAGCUCAAGUGUAAUGAAAAAUUCCACUUGCUCUCUAGCACUUUAAUAUCCUGAUUAAUAAUUUGAAUUGAUCCAUAAGCUGAAAUGCAAUGCACAGAAAUUGAUGACAGCCUCAUUGACAUUUUAACAGCAAGGUUAUUUAACAUAAAGUAGUUUCGCUUUAUGUUUAUGUAAAAAGAUAAUUAAGAUUGAACAUGUGAUAUGAGAUACCUGCUAUUCCAAUAUAAAGAUUGACACUCGUAAUUAUAUUGCUACUAGUUGUAAUCUUAACUUGGUAUAGAUUUAAAUUUAAUCAAUGUAGCUGCUUUCCACAAAAGACUUGAGAUUUAUAACAAAAGUAGAAGAAAAUAAACAUUAAAUAGUUUGAAAUUAUUAGUAAUUUUCAUUCAGAAGCUCUAUUUUGAAAUUUUUAAUGAAUGUACAAAAUGUUUAAAAUGUUAGCCUUGAUAAUACCAAAGACGGAUAAGAGCAAAUUUAUUCCUAUGAUAUCAAAUGUUUCAAUGCUCCUUUGGAUAUGUUGACUAUCUAAGCCAAUGACUUGGUUACUGGAACUUGUAAACUUUCAUAAUUUCAUUGAGUAAUAGUAAAAUACUCUCACUCUGGUCUAGGUCCAUUAGCAUAUUCCAAACUUCUCCACCAUUAAUACAAUCAGUGACUAUUUUCACUUUGAUUUAAUUUAAAUGGAGAAACUUUUAAUAAUAUAAUUAAAUAAAUUAUCAAAAAUGAAGCAAACAAAUAUUUUUAAUUUAUAAAGUAUAGAAAUAUAGCCUUAGUGUAAAGAAAAAAAAAAGUUUUAAAAUAAUAUAAAAAAUGGAAAGAUCCAUUUAACAGAAUCCAACACACUACCUCUCUGUAAAAAGCUAGCUAAGAAGAAGCUAAUUCCCUCGCCUAUAUCACUGAUUUUAAUUCUUGUGGUCAUUCUCACUUUUAACAACAUACAAUUUUUUUUUUCUGCACAUUACACUUGACUUGAAAAUUUAUUAAAAAUGUGCACUUCAUGUUUGGAUGCAACCAACAGUGUACUUGAAUAGUUGAUGUUGUAGGAAUGAUUAAUUAAAUGUUGUUGAAAGAAUUAAUACUUAUUAUGGAGAGACUAAAAUAUUUCAGCCGAAGUUUGUUUUGUUAAUCCACACACAGCAUCAUUAUUAGUUCUCUUGCUGCUGAGGGAGUGAAGAAUCCACACACAGCAUCGAUAUUAGCUCUCUUGCAGCUGAGGGAGUUGAGCACAUAUUCCUGGUCAAGGGAAACCAAAUGUCUGGACGGCAAUAGAAUCAGAGUAAAAUGAUAUAUACGCCAUCAAAAAUAUGCAUGCAUUCUUUUCAUUUUAAAAAAACUUGAUAAAAUCCCCUAAGCUAUGAAAAAAAGCAAAUUAUCCUAAAUUAAACCAUUUUAAAAUGAAAAAUAGCAUUCUGAAUAUUUCAGACUUGAAUCAAACCCUCAUCCAAGCAUGCUUGGCUAUGGAGCUGAGACUGCAAUGUUAGAGCAACUGGCCCCAGAGGUAAGGUAGACGACUCUCUUGUAAGUUCUUAAAGAUUUAAAUUUUAAAGCAACAGUAUUAACUUAUUGAGCUUUCAUCUGUGUCUGAAGGAAGUAUCAAUGGGGAAUUACUUGUAAAUGCGUUGUUCAGUGUUGUUGUGGGACAUUUGGCAUUGAAGUUUGACAUUUGGUGUUGUAGUGUGAUAGUUAGUGUUGCAGUGUGACAUCUUUUGUUAGAGUCUACAAAUUUCCUAAUCCAGCAUUUAGUUUUAAUAUAAGCUUAAUACAAUUUUCAGAUUCUUAUUUUAAAAAUUGCAUACCAUACUUUCUAAUAUAUAGUUAGCUAAAAACACAAGUUGGGGAUUUCCGCUAGCCCUAUAGAUAAAGAAUUGGAAAUUUUGUGAAUAUAACCAUUAUAUUCUGUGUAACUAUCAAAUUCUAUAUAAUUAUCACAUUCUGAAUAAGGGUGCCUUCCAUAAAUAACAUCAUCAUCAUCCUUUUUGGUUUAUUAUUAAACCCCCCUUUCCUCCACAGUCACAUAUUUGUCACCCACCCCUCCUUGAUGCAUGUCAUAAUCUAUCUCAUUCUUUAUAAUGAUCACAUUCUGUAUCAUUUGCAGAUGAAUGUUAUCCAAAGAUUUGUAAUAGCCAAUAUUUGGCUCUUUAAACCUUUGCUAUCAUGGUAAGUUGGUGAAAUUUUAGUGUAAAAAUUAUUCUUAAUCAGCCAAACGUUUUACUGUGUGACUGACUGUACAGUGUUUGAUCUUGUUAUUUAAAUUCAUAGCUACAAUAGACUUAGAAAUCAAAAGCUUGAAUUAUUGUAAGCCCUGUGUAAAACUAUGUUGGUUACAUAUGAACUAAAUAAAUAAAUUGCUAUUUUUUUUAGAAAGGAAUUUUUCAAAAAUAGUUUCCAAAUUAAAAAUUUGGAAUUUAAAAAAUAAUUCAUACAUCUUGUGUUAAAAUCUAAAUGUGUUCACAGACACACACACACCCACACCAUCCCCAAAUCCAAAAACACACCAAAAAAUCCUAAUUUUUAGGUCACAUACUAUGAUGAAAAGAUUUUUUUUAAAGUAGCAACAUAGUAGAUAUUUUUCAUUCACAUAUGGUGGUACUGUAAUUUUUAUUCAAACUAAACAACAGCAAUACAUAAUCUGAAGUCAAAUAAUAAGUAACAUAUGGUAGUGAUUAAAUUUAUAAGAAAACAUAGAACUAAAAUUAUUGUAUUCACCUUCUCUUAUUAAAUUAUUAUAUGCUUGAGCACCAUCUAAGGUUAUAGGAAGUCUAUUUACCAUCUAAGGUUAUAAGAAGUCUUUGCAAAUAGGUAAGAAUAAAUUACAAAUGGACAAAACUUGUUAAAAUUAAACUUGUUAAAAGCUUAAAUAACAAGACAGUGACAGCAUCAAGUUUCUGUAUUUUUUGUUCUAUAGUUUCUUCUAUUGUUUGUUUUUCAGGAUCAUGUCCCAGAAACCUUUGACCAAUGCAAUGAUAAGAACAGUAACUGCAGUCACAAUAUUCAAUGCUGGAGUCAAGGUAACUUGGAGCGGAGGGUUGAAUAUUUUAUUUUAACACUUAUAAUAUAUAAUGUAAUGUAGAUUUUAUAAACUCUUGAGAUGGGAGUUUUUAAGAAUAAAAUUUUUUGGAAUAGAGAUAUUGAUGAAAAUUGUCUGAGCUUUUAAUAGGUAACUUGACCCUAAAUGAAAAUGAGAUAUUGAAAAGAGAAAAAAUUACACUGCUUGUUUCUACUUUUUAUUUUACUUGAAUGUCAGUUAUGUUUCAACAUUUGCUCCAUAAGAUCAAGUGUGUACUGCUACUAAAUGAAGUACAUUCCUUGCACAAUUUCACUACUUAAUUAUUGAUUUUGUAAUAGAUUAGCAGUAUAAAUUUUUAAACUGAUUUUCUUCUUGGCUGUUAACAACUACAUAUUUCUUUAAUUGGUAAGUCUUUUGGAUCUUAUUGCACUAGACUUUACAACUUUAAUUUGGUUGUUAUUUAUUUACAGAACAAUAUUAUUCCCCCACUUGCGGAGGCAGUUGUCAACCACAGAGUCCACCCAUCACAAACAAUAGAAGAAGUAUGCUUUAACUAUAUUUUUAGAUAUUAGAUAAGCCAUGGUAUUUUCAAUCUAACAAUUAAGUAAAUUUCCUAUUUCGCCUAGAUAUAUUUAUAAAAAUCUCUGUCAUCAGUUCAAAUGAUCAAUAAAAAAUUUAAGAAUCUCAUUUAACAUGCUCGGAUAACUAAUCUUUAUUUAAUGAAUAUGCAAAAAUUUUGUUGGCUGACUUCUAUGUCUUAUACAGGUGGUAGAGUAUGAUCGUGCCAUCAUCGCUGACAGUCGAGUGAAGAUAAAAAUUGAAAGCUUCACAGACCCUCAUCCUAUUGCGGGCUUUACAGAUAAUGACUUUGGAUUUCAGGUAAGUCAUCUCAAAGUAACAUACAAAACUUUACCUCAUUAACUGCCAUGAGGUGUUCCAAUAUGUGAUAAUCAAAAUAUUGAGUGUAUUUAAAACUAUGCCCUGUUCCAAUGUGCACCAACUAAAAUAUUGAGUAUAUUUUAAAAAACUGUGCACUAUUCCAAUAUAUUGUAUCUAAAAUAUUGAGUAUUUUUAAAACUGUGCCCUGUUCCAAGAUAUUCUAACUAAAAUAUUAAGUAGCCUGUAUUUAAAACUGUGCCCUGUUUCAAUAUAGGCCUAUUCUAAUUGAUAAGAUUUGGUACAUCGACUCCAUAUGGGAUAAACCACAAUUUUACUUAAUUGCAAUGUCUUUUUCCUGUUUGGUUUUUUACAUUUUACUCUAAGUCACUCCCUUUACAUUCUUCUUUACUUUAUUUCUGUCUGUUUUUUUCGCCCACUCCUAUUUUUUCUCCCCUUUUUUAGGUAGGAUAUAGGUAUAUAUAUAUUAUGUAAAUUUAAUGUAUACUUAUAUAUUGUCUUUUAGUUUUAGUUGUACUGAUGAAGGCAUGUGCCGAAAGAUAUACUUUUGUAUUCUGUAAAAUUAUUAUUAAAGCUUAACUUAUAUUGUUAUCAUCAUCGCCUGUCGUCCCGUCUGGGGCAUAGGCCACAAACAAAGGCUCUCCAGGCAUCCCGGUCUUGGGCAAGUCUCUCCAACUGUCCCCAGUUGUGCCCACUCUUUUUGAUGUCUGCCUCCAGUUCCCUUCUCCAAGUUGUUUUGGGUCGACCUCUUUUUCUCUUACCCUGGGGGUUCCAAGUCAGGGCUUGUCUCGUGAUACUUGAUGCGGGCUUUCUGAGAGUGUGGCCAAUCCAUCUCCAUCUGCGCUGGCAGAUUAACUCUUCCACUGGUUCUUGUUGUGUGCGCCGCCAGAGAUCCUCGUUGGUGAUGACGGUGGGCCAGCGGAUUCGUAAAAUCGUUCGGAGACAUGAGUUGAUAAAGGUCUGUAGCUUUUUUGAACCAGCUGCUGUUGUUCGCCAUGUUUCUGCCCCAUAUAGCAAGACAGGUUUCACUGUGGUGUUGAAUACCUUGACCUUGGUCUGGAGGGUCAAAUUGCUGCAGCUCCAGACCUUUUUUAGCUGGUUAAAUGCCGCUCUUGCCUUACCAACUCUCACUCUUAUGUCGGCGUCUGUCCCUCCUUGUAUGUCAAUGAUGCUGCCGAGGUAUGUAAAGCUAUCCACCUCCUCAAGGUUUGUUCCUUCCAGUGCUAUAGGUGUGUUGCUUGAUGUAUUUAUUUUAAGGACUUUGCUUUUUCCUCUGUGGAUGUUCAGGCCGAUGCAAGCAGAGUACUGUGCUACAUAAUUGGUUUUCUCUUGCAUCUGUUGCUGUGUGUGUGAUACUAGGGCCAGAUCAUCCGCAAAAUCCAGGUCAUCAAGUUGUUUCCAUAGUGUCCACUGAAUACCAUUUCUCUUCUGCUCUGUAGACAUUUUCAUUAUCCAAUCAAUGGUCAGCAGGAAUAGGAAAGGCGAGAGCAGACACCCCUGUCUGACACCGGUCUGUACCUCAAAAGCCGCCGUUGUUUGUUGGCCGUGGACAAUUCUGCAGGAUAGUCCUUCGUAAGAAGCCUUAAUUAUGUCUGUCAAUUUUUGUGGUACCCCGUAGUGUCUAAGCAGCUUCCACAGAGUCUGUCUGUCGACACUGUCAAAAGCCUUCUCAUAGUCAAUGAAGUUGACGUAUAGUGACGAGUUCCACUCCAGAGAUUGUUCCACAAUAAUUCUCAGUGUGGCAAUCUGGUCUGUGCAGGAUCUGUCUUUUCUGAACCCUGCUUGUUGGUCCCUAAGAUUGAUGUCUAUUGCCUCCCUCAUUCUGUUUAGCAGCAUUCUGUUGAAUACUUUGCUUGGGAUCGACAGCAGGGUUAUUCCCCUAUAGUUAGAACAAGAACUAAGGUCUCCUUUCUUCGGGAGCUUAACGAGGUGUCCUUCUUUCCAUUCAGCCGGUAUCUGUUCCUCCUCCCAUAUUUUCUUGAAUAGUGUGUGUAGCAUUUCAGUGCUAGACGUAAUAUCUGCUGUCAAGGCUUCUGUCGGUAUUCUGUCAGGACCUGCCGCCUUGCCUUUCUUUAGUUGUUUAAUUGCUCUGCAUAUUUCUUGCUUUGUGGGUGUGCUGCACUCUAUUUCUAGAUCUUUUUCCGCUGGCUCUAUGUUGAGUGUGUGUUGUGGUGCUGGCCGGUUGAGGAGUUCUUCAAAAUGUUCUAUCCAUCUUUUUUUCUGACCCUCUUCAUCAGGUAUUGAUUUCCCAUCUUUAGUUUUAACUGGUCUCACUGGAUUGUUGAACUUUCCAGAUAACUUUUUGAUUGUACUGAAUAAUUCUCUUGUGUUUCCAUGGUACGCAGCCUCCUCUGCUUCACUUGCUAAUCCUUCUAUGUAGUUCUUUUUAUCUGUCCUUAUACUACGUUUAACUUCUUUAUUUGCUUCUGAGUAUUCUGUUGAUGCUCUGGCCUUUUCGGUUCUGGUGCGGCUAUUGUUUAGAUUUGCCUUCUUCUUUCUCCUAUAUUGGAUUUUUUCCAUGGUUUCAGCCGAAAUCCAUUCUUUAUGCGUUUGUUGCCUAGGGCCCAACACUUCUUCACAGGUAGUCGUGAAUAUCUCUUUGAUUUCUUUCCAGUUUUUGUCAAUUGUUUCUUCAUUGCCUAGUUCCUGUAAGAUCUGGAACUUAUUGGAGAUGGUAAGUUUAAACUCCUUUAGCUUGGACUCAUCUUUCAAGAGGUUGAUGUUAAAAUGUUGGCGCUUGCUUCCCUCGCUUGUCCAGUUCUUUUUCAGUUUCAGCCUUAAUUUGGCAAUAAUUAGAUGAUGGUCUGAGGCUACAUCUGCCCCUCUUUUUACCCUAACAUCUUGGAGCGACCGUCUAAACUUAUUGCAAAUACAGAAAUGGUCAAUUUGGUUAGCCGUUGACAUAUCUGGUGAAAUCCAUGUGGCCUUGUGGAUAUUUCUAUGCAUGAAGAGGCUUCCUCCGAUGACUAGUCCAAUUGUAGCACAUAGAUCUGCUAGUCUUUCACCAUUUUCAUUCAUCUCUCCCAUACCAUGUGUUCCCAUGCAUUCUUCAUAGCCUUUAUUGUUGCUGCCUAUUUUCGCAUUUAGGUCGCCCAUGAGUAUAACCAUAUUGCUCUUAGGACACCUUUGGACCAGGGUUCGCAGUCUGUUGUAGAAAUCCUCUUUGUCCUCUUCUUUACUAUCGUUGGUAGGAGCGUACACCUGUAGGAUGUCCAUAUUGAUUUUUCGUUUUUUUGUCUUAAAUCUUGCCGUGAUUAUACGGGAACCAUGCGCUUCCCACCCUAUAAGUGCGUUCUGGGCAGUUCUGGAAAGCAUGAGUGCCACUCCUUGGUUGUGCGCCGCAUUUUCAUCUUCGUGGCCUGAAUAUAGCAGCAGUUCCCCUGUGUUGAGCUUUAUCUGACCUGAGCCUAUCCAUCGAGACUCACUUAUUCCCAAGAUGGCUAGUUUGUAUCUUUGCAUUUCAGCAGCAACUUGGACAGUUUUUCCAGUUUCGAACAUGGUCCUUACGUUCCAUGUUCCUAGACUGGUGGUGGUCCUAGUGGAGAGGAUGGUUGUCCGCCGGUUGGUUUCCAGUUGGCUUUGGCCACCCAGCUUCAUUAAUUCUCUGUUAGGAGACCCAUCCUUUCCAAGGUCCGAGUUUCCUUUUGAAAUCUUUCUUUGUGUUUUUGUAGCAGGGCUUUUUUUACAGGGAAGGGUUGCUAGCCCUUCGCCCAACCCUCCUCCUUUCUCACCCGGGCUUGGGACCGGCUACGGCGGAGUUUUAUAUUGUUAUAUUGAAACAAAUUGUUUGUGUCUAAUUUAUCUAUUUUAAAGCUUUAUCGCACUCCAACACUUUUUAUAAUUAGUUGAUUUAACUAAAACAAGUGUUUUUUAUUUAAUAAUGAGUCUAAUUAAUAUUUUUUACCACAUUUCUAAGGCAUUAAAAACAAGUAUACGACAGGUGUGGCCAGGAUCUUUAGUUGUCCCAGGUGAGUUGAUAUCUGGAAAUGUAUGAAUUAAAUUACUAGAGUUGUCCAAGUUGAGCUGUUACUGUUAUAAAUAACAGUUGAACUGUUGCAGGUUAAAUCAAUCUGUGACUAUAUUAAUUCCAUCAUUCACAAUAUUCAAGAGAAGUAUAUGUAUCUAUUUAUCUGUCUAUCUAUGACCGUCUUUCCAGGAAUAAUGCUGGCCAAUACAGACACACGACACUACCUCAAUUUUACCAGCAAUGUUUACAGAUUUUCUCCCACAUACAUGUUCCCGGGUGAUCAAAACCGUUUCCAUGGCAUCAACGAGCGCAUCUCCAUCAAGAAUUAUGAACAGGUGAUCAACUUUUUCUAUCACUUGAUAAGGAACUCAGACCAAACAGGAGUAACAUCUGUCCACGUCCAUCACCAAGACUUGUAGUAGGCUGGUGAAGCUGAUGUACUUUUGGCAUUGUUUUCAAUUAUCUACUUUUACCUAUAUAUUAAUUAUUUGAUAUAUUCAGUUACUCAUGUCAUCUAGAUUUUAAUUAUAAAACAAUAAACUAAAUUAACUUUAAUUUUCUUUAAUUGUAAAAAUUGAUUAAAAAAUGGAAAUAUUUAUGGUAUUAAGUUUUCAUGAUUAAUUCAAAUUUUGAUUUACAUCCGUUAUGCCAUACCGUAAUAUGGAAUAGACUUUUUUAUAUUUGUAUCUUGCAAAUAUAUAUCAGCCAGUAAUAUCAAUUACAAUAUUUUUCAUGUCUUAAGAUUCUGUCAAAUAAUUGUUUCAUCUUGCGAUAAAGGUACUGGUAAGCAGAAUUUGAUAUUACUGUUUAACAUUUUCAUUUUGGAGCAAUGUUAAUUUCUUAAUGUCUUCUUUCUAUUUCUAUGCACUCAGGAUUUUUUUAAUGUACAUCUUACUCAAAGAGAUAUAAUUAAUAUUCAAUUUUUAUGUGAAUUUCAUGUGAAGAGCAAGAGUUCACUGGGUUUAUAAAGAGUUUAUCUAAUAAGAGUUAGUCAAAAUUAUGUAAGCACUUAAAUGGUAUAAAACAUUUAUUUACAAAACAUAAUUGUGCAAGAUGAUUCACAGGAUUGUCUCCACCUGUUUGCCAUGAUGCUCAACUCUCAAAAACCAGCAAGCAGCAGUAUUAUUUUAAGCCCGCACAAUCCAUGUUCUGUCUUGAGGUCAUUAAUAUUAUUAACCUUCCUGCUUUACAAGCAUUCUUUCAGCAUACCCCAUGACCAGAAUUAAAAGGGAGUCAAAUCCAGGUGUCUGGUUGCCAUGACAAUGGUCCAUCAUGACCUAUCAAUCCAUCUGGGAUUGUGGGGUCCAGAUAAGAACAAACUCUGUUGGAAAUAUUACACCAUGCCAUAUUUAGUUGAAGUGCAUCAAUGGUGUAGUUUUGCACCAUAUGUACGAGAUCACUGUUAAAGGUGUCAAAAUGUGGGGCCCAAUUUUAUCUGUAGCUGUCAUGUGUCACCACACAUACACAUUGAGGAGGUGGGGAUGUCAAGUUUGUGCAAAUAAUCCAUUAGUACAAUGUUCCCACAGGUGAUCCCUGUACCGACACUCAUCUGUGAGCCUUAAGUUGCCGGUCUGCACAACAUGAUUAUUUAUGGUAAAAUAAAAUACAAUUCAUAAAUCAGGCACCAGACUUGGUUUGGUAAGCGCUGCAUUAGUAUUUAUAUACUUCUCACAUUUCUUGUUCAUCUCGCUAUUUUAAUGGUGGCUUCCAUUAAUAGUUUACAGUGUUCUAUCUAUUUUAAAGCAAUUUUUUUUUACCUAGUCACCCCUAUAAAUUAUAAAUGCUUAAGACGUAUGCGACCUUGAAAUAUGCCAAAAGGUAUGAGGACCCCCAUUGGAGUAUUCUAUGCAGUUUUUCACAGUGAAUCUCAUUCAAAUGUUUGUUAGGACUUUUUUAGGCUUCAACAGUCAGAAAAUGUAACAAAAUUCUGCAAGUAAGACAUUUUUUAUUCUAAAUCUAUUUGCAUAUAUGUUGGGAUUUGAGUUUGAUACAUAAAGAUCAUAUUUAUUCCUUCAAUUCCCUACAAGAAUAUCUAUAGUUUUCUUUUUGUUAAGUAAUUAGUUUAUAUUUAUACAUUUUUUUGCAAAGUAAGUGCAGGGCUUUGUGAAAAGGCUCCAUCUUGGCACAGACAUUCCAAAAAAGGUUCAUUCUCAAGAGGGUGAACAUGAGCAGAUGACCAAACGAAAGAACAAUGAAAUAAUCUGACUACUACAUCAUAACCAAAAUAUUCACUUUAUUUUUAUUUUAUGACUAUGGACUUUACCGACAUUUAUCAUUUUCAAAGAAAUAAUAUAUUAGCUUACGAGAUGACACGUUUUAGUGCUGCACAUUCCCCGUAAACUUAAACAUUUUUCAGACAUAAUUAUUUGUACAAACAUUACAUUUAUGCUUUAUUCUUAAAACAGAGACAUGCUUUCUUUUAUAAAAUUAAAAUCUAUAAAUUUAUGACUUUCACUUCAGCUGUUUAAUGGAGGGAUCAGGGCACCAACAAAAAUAUCAUGAAACACAAAAUUGAAAUUGAGUAGUUCAUACCAAAUGGGUGUAGGGAAUUCCUCAAAUACAAAAUCAUUUUUUAAAACUCAUUAUUAUUUAAUUAUUUAAAAUCUGGAUUACUGAACUUAUUGCAGUUGUAUUUCAAGAGUUAUUUUGGUAUUUAUUAUAGUUUCAACUGUUCCUUAAAACAGGUUGUUUUUUUAGAAAAACAAAGGGAAAAUUGGAAUGUAGUUGAAAUAAUCUUUCUAAAACAUAUUUAAUUUUCAUCUCCUGUUUGUUUGUUUUUUUAUCUUAUUAAGAUAGCAGUCC
This is a messenger RNA of Lymnaea stagnalis (great pond snail), 15040 nucleotides long. The record is from the annotation of a GenBank genome assembly. NCBI's taxonomy places the organism in Eukaryota, Metazoa, Mollusca, Gastropoda, Lymnaeidae.